UGUUGAGCGUCUUCGGUAAAGGGCUAUCAUCCAAUUUACUUGACUACUUCCAACUACCACCUUAACCCGCCAUGGAUGUCCACGUCGUCUCCAAACUUGAUAACCGACAACAUGCAACCAUGCAGGUCACAGCACCAACCGAUCCCUUAAAGCCAUCUUCAAUCCGCGUCCGCACCACUCUCAUCGGCCUCACCUCGAAUAACCUCACCUACGCCAUGGGAGGCUCGUUUCUUGGAUGGUGGGAUGCAUACCCCCUCCUAGCCUGUUGCGAUGCCCCCUACGAUAAUCAAACGUGGGGUAUAGUACCAGCGUGGGGCUUCGCAACGGUGCUCGAAACGACGAUUUCUGAGAUUCCAGCAGGAACUACUGUCUAUGGACUCUGGCCCACCUCCGCCUGCCCAGUUGACCUGGAGUUAGUUCCUACAGUGCCAGCGGGACACUGGCAGGAAGUCUCGCCGCACCGGCAGAAACUGGCUUCCUUCUACAACCGGUAUACUGUCAUUGAUUUGACGAGCCAGAGCCUUGAAAACUUCGCUUGGGAUGCUGUUGUAUAUCCGACCUGGGGCGCAGGCUACAUUCUUAGCGAAUACGUUUUCAGUCCGGAUCCCGCGACUCGUCCGGGCAUACAUCCGCUCGGAGCAGCUGGAGGGGAUUGGUCAUUCGAGGACGCGGAUCUCAGAAAGACGAUUUUCAUUAAUCUUGCAGCAUCUACCAAAACUGCCCGCGGGACAGCGUACAAUCUCUUCCAGAGGCCAGCACGAUCUGGACCGCUCGGCUUGUUACAAAUCACCUCUUCGCCCGGACCGCUUUCUGAAGCGGCGAGAAAUAUGGCUCCACCGUUCCCGACGAAAACUGUGCUCUACGAGGAUAUCCCCAAGUCUGCGGAGUGGAUUGCAAGCAUCGAGCCUACACUGGAACGAAUCGUCAUUGCGGACUUUGGGGGCCGAGACGGUGCACUGGAUACACUUGUCAAGACCAUCCAGGAAAGCACGGAGCUGCGGUCGCUUAAGCUGACCAUCAUUGCAGUGGGAAACCAGCAAAAGAUUUACACAAUCCCCGAAAUCAUGGCCAUGCAGGCCUCGCACGCAUCGAUAAAAGUCCAGAUGAACACAUCCGGGGUCCAGGAUUGUGCGUUGCAGAUUCCCGAGCCAAAGGCAUACUUUGACGAGCUGCAUCAGCGCUGGACACAAUGGCUUGAUAACCGCAGAGCCGCUGCUCCCGAUCUCCGUCUCGUCUGGGGAGACGGCAUCGCUGGUACGAGUGGGGUUGAGGGCGGAUGGGACGCGCUCUGCCAGGGUAAAGUCAAGCCUGAGGAGGCGCUGGUGUAUCGGGUGUAGUGGCCUGCUUUUGUAGGGAGUCUUGGAUGAAAGCUUGCGCGUAUUUAGAAGGUAAAAUAUGGUACAUAAAAGCACCCACCGGUAUAUAACCUUAGUAUUUAUAUGCGGGGCAAGAACCUCCCGAGAAACCUCCGAGUCUCUGAAGGCGGGCCAAGCCUCUUGGUUUCGAGUUUCCCUACAUCAGCGCUACCACCUGCCAAUCUCAGUGGUGAAUUUAGCCAAAAUAGCUGCCAGCCGGUUAUAUUGGUCCGUCCGUAUGAUGAUCUAUCGAAACAGAAACCCCCGUGACGGCGGCUCAACCUGCCUACCUGGGUCAACCGUCCAGC
This is a messenger RNA of Aspergillus calidoustus, 1663 nucleotides long. The record is from the annotation of a GenBank genome assembly. NCBI's taxonomy places the organism in Eukaryota, Fungi, Ascomycota, Eurotiomycetes, Eurotiales, Aspergillaceae.